AGGAGAGUUCUGACGUCAAGGAACUAAAAGAACAGAUUGCCGGUCUUAAGGCAGCCUUAGCAAGGAAGGAAGAAGAGCAAGGGCGCCGCCCAAUUUCCAGAUCAAGUACUCCAGAAAGAGUCAGAACAGGAUCUUGCGGAUCUUCUCUUUCUUCUAGUUGCCAGAGUAUGGUAGACCUUUCAAGCCAUCAUAGACAGCUGAUGGAAGAUGUUGGUAGUAACAUAGAGGUUAAGAAGAAGUCUGCGUCAAAGAUGAGAAGGCGAAGCUUAGAUCCCAAAGACUUUCAGAUGAAUUCUCCUCCCUGGCCACCAGUCAAUAGCCCUGCAUCAAGGGAAGACGACAAAGAAUCAGUCUCUGGUGAUUGGGUUGACAAAAUUAUGGUGAACAAGCAAGAUGGUCUGAGUAGAAGUAGUUCCUUAAGAGGAUGGGAAGACGAAACUAGGCAUUCAUCUGACCUAUUAUAUACGAAAUGCUCCUCUGACGGUUCAAAGGUGUAUCCUGAACAACCUAUAAACAAAGUUGCAGCAAAUAAAAAGGACAGCCAAGACUACGAGGCAAGUAGGAUUCAGUCUGAAGCAGGUUCCAUGGAUGAUUUGGAUGACGUGGAAACUGCAACAAGUGACUCUUCUGAGCUCGAAUUCCCUUGGCAACCAAAUCUUCAGAAAGUUAGUCAGACUCCCAAUGGACUGGGAUCAAAACUCAAAAAACCUAGUCCUAAGCAAGUGAAGAAGCCAGAAAUAAGGAGCUUGAUUCCCCCACCACCAACUAGGAGACUUUCUAAUGGGAUGGUUUCACCAUCUGCAAAAACAGGAAGAGCAGCUGCUUUAGAAGGAAAGCGAAAAACAGUGAGUGGCAAGUGAUAAAUGUUCUUACUUAGCUGAGUUUGAUGCUUAAGCAACCAAAGAUGUGCAUUUGUGUAUCCUUUUUCUUUCUUUUUUUUCUUGUCAAUCUUUUCACUCUGCAUUCUUUAGAGUGAAAGAGAGCGAGCGUGUGGCAAUAGCUUCAGUUGCCAGCUUUUCCUCCAGCGGUGAUCUUGAAAUUGUUUUUGGUGUCCCACUGAUGAGUUUCCAGUUGUUCAUAUGGUUGUUGGCUUGUCCUUCAUUUUUUUCCAUUCUUUUGGGAUGCAGAAUGUAAGAAAAUGCAGAAAAUGAGAAAAAGAAAUAAUAGAAUUAUAGAUACCAAUUACUUCUUUUAAUGUGUCAAUGGACUUGGAGUCGAGUAAUUUCAAGGGCAAAGAUCACUUUUAGCCCGUGUCCGAAACUAUUUAUAUCUGGUAGCCACAAAAAUGUAUUAAACUUGUAUAUUACACACACAUAUAUAUAUAUUAUUUUUUA
Molecule: messenger RNA, 1334 nt
Organism: Nicotiana tabacum (common tobacco)
Lineage: Eukaryota; Viridiplantae; Streptophyta; Magnoliopsida; Solanales; Solanaceae
Source: RefSeq, a predicted model, not a curated record